Symphalangus syndactylus (siamang) is the source of this 11127-nucleotide messenger RNA. It is a transcript of the gene SZT2, whose product is annotated as SZT2 subunit of KICSTOR complex. The record is from RefSeq and is a predicted model, not a curated record. NCBI's taxonomy places the organism in Eukaryota, Metazoa, Chordata, Mammalia, Primates, Hylobatidae. Gene Ontology annotation, cellular component: peroxisome.
GCCGAGAUAGCCAGGUCAGGGGUCAAGAGUGGAACACCCUCACUGGCCCGGGCCGGCGCGGGAGGGCUGUGUGAUGGCCUCGGAGCGCCCCGAGCCGGAGGUGGAAGAAGCUGGGCAGGUGUUCCUGUUAAUGAAAAAGGAUUAUCGAAUCUCCCGAAAUGUUCGCCUGGCUUGGUUCCUCAGUCAUCUGCACCAAACUGUGCAGGCCACACCCCAGGAGAUGCUGCUUCAGUCUGAACAGGAAUUGGAAGUCCUCAGUGUCCUGCCCCCUGGGUGGCAGCCAGAUGAACCAGUGGUCCCAAGGCCAUUCCUCAUUGUACCUUCCACCCGGGUCACCUUCCUGGCUUGGCAGUAUCGGUUUGUCAUUGAGCUGGACCUUAGCCCAUCUACUGGCAUUGUGGAUGAUUCCACAGGGGAGAUCUUGUUUGAUGAAGUUUUCCAUGCCUUGUCCCGCUGCCUAGGCGGGCUGCUUCGGCCCUUCCGAGUGCCUGGAUCUUGCAUCGACUUCCAGCCUGAGAUCUACGUAACUAUCCAGGCCUACUCCUCCAUCAUUGGACUGCAGUCCCACCAGGUGCUGGUACAGGGCUGCCUCUUGGACCCUUCCCAGCGGGAGGUGUUCCUGCAGCAGAUAUAUGAGCAGCUCUGCCUCUUUGAAGAUAAGGUGGCCACCAUGCUGCAGCAGCAGUACGAUCCCCAGAGCCAGGCAGAAGACCAGUCCCCAGACUCAGGGGACCUACUGGGCCGGAAGGUAGGCGUCUCCAUGGUGACAGCUGAUCUGGGGCUGGUCAGUAUGAUUCGUCAGGGCAUCUUGGCGCUGCAGUUACUACCCUCAAACUCUAGUGCAGGGAUUAUCGUGAUCACCGAUGGGGUGACCAGUGUACCUGAUGUUGCUGUCUGUGAGACGCUGCUGAACCAGCUUCGCAGUGGCACUGUGGCUUGUUCCUUUGUCCAGGUGGGAGGAGUUUACUCUUAUGACUGCAGUUUUGGCCAUGUGCCCAAUGUGGAAUUAAUGAAGUUCAUCGCAAUGGCAACAUUUGGUUCCUACCUGUCCACUUGUCCUGAGCCGGAGCCAGGCAACCUGGGUCUGACUGUCUACCACCGGGCAUUUCUCCUCUAUUCCUUCCUGCGCAGUGGGGAAGCACUGAACCCUGAAUAUUACUGUGGCUCUCAGCACCGCCUAUUUAAUGAGCACCUGGUCUCUGCAAGCAGCAAUCCUGCCCUGGCCUUGCGCCGGAAGAAGCACACUGAGAAGGAGGUGCCAGCCGACUUGGUCAGCACCGUGUCCGUGCGGCUUCGAGAGGGCUACAGUGUCCGAGAGGUCACACUGGCCAAAGGAGGGUCCCAAUUGGAGGUAAAGCUGGUGCUGCUGUGGAAACACAAUAUGCGCAUUGAGUAUGUGGCUAUGGCACCCUGGCCCCUGGAGCCUGAGGGCCCUCGAGUAACACGGGUGGAAGUGACGAUGGAAGGCGGCUACGACAUUUUGCAUGAUGUGUCCUGUGCACUAAGGCAGCCCAUUCGUUCAUUGUAUCGUACCCAUGUUAUCCGGCGUUUCUGGAACACGCUGCAGAGCAUCAACCAGACAGACCAGAUGCUUGCCCACCUUCAGUCCUUCUCCUCAGUGCCUGAGCAUUUCACACUUCCUGACAGCACCAAGAGCGGAGUGCCACUCUUCUACAUCCCUCCAGGCUCCACCACCCCGGUGCUCUCCCUCCAGCCCAGUGGUUCUGACUCAUCCCAUGCCCAGUUUGCUGCCUACUGGAAGCCAGUGCUGUCCAUGGAUGCAAAUUCCUGGCAGCGAUGGCUGCACAUGCAUCGCCUGGUGCUAAUCCUGGAGCACGACACACCAAUCCCCAAGCACUUGCACACCCCGGGCAGCAAUGGGCGCUACAGCACUAUCCAGUGCAGGAUCUCCCACUCCUCCCUGACCUCUCUGCUUCGGGACUGGAGCAGCUUCGUACUAGUCGAGGGCUAUUCUUAUGUCAAGCUGCUUUCCAGUGCCCCAGACCAGCCCCCCAAUUCCUUCUACAUGGUCCGUAUCAUUUCCAAGGCCCCAUGCAUGGUUCUUCGCCUGGGUUUUCCCAUUGGCACACCAGCACCUGCCCGGCACAAGAUUGUGUCAGGCUUGAGGGAAGAGAUCCUGCGGCUGCGUUUCCCCCACCGGGUACAAAGCAAGGAGCCAACGCCCAAGGUGAAACGAAAAGGGCUAGGGGGCGCUGGUGGGGGCAGCUCUCCCUCCAAGUCACCCCCAGUGCUGGGGCCACAGCAGGCCCUGUCUGACCGGCCCUGCCUUGUGGUCCUGCAUAAGCCACUGGACAAACUGCUCAUCAGGUAUGAGAAGCUACCCUUGGACUACCGGGCACCCUUCUUGCUGACACUGGAGCCACCAGGUCCACUGCCCUUGGUGUCAGGCCGCUCAGCCUCUUCUAGCCUGGCGUCACUAUCCCGCUACCUCUACCAUCAGCGCUGGCUUUGGAGUGUCCCGUCAGGACUGGCCCCUGCGCUGCCUCUCAGUGCCAUUGCCCAGCUCCUCUCCAUCCUCACUGAAGUCCGACUUUCUGAAGGAUUCCACUUUGCCUGUAGUGGAGAAGGAAUCAUCAACAUGGUUCUGGAGCUUCCAAUUCAGAAUGAACCAUCAGGGCAGGCUGCAGCUGAAGAGAAGCACACCUGUGUUGUCCAGUACAUCCUCUUCCCCCCACACUCUACCUCCACCAAAGACAGCUUCUCGACAGAUGAUGACAAUGAUGUGGAAGUGGAGGCCCUGGAGGGAGACUCAGAGCUCAAUCUGGUCACUGAGGUGUGGGUGGAGCCACAGUAUGGGCGAGUGGGACCUGGCCCUGGAAGCUGGAAGCACCUCCAGGACCUCACAUAUUCUGAGAUCCCGCAAGCUCUCCAUCCACGGGAUGCUGCCUGCAUGGGUUCCAUGCUGAGCUUUGAAUACCUGACACAGCUGUGCCAGAGCAAGGAAUGGGGUCCUCUGCCCCCAGAGCCGCGGGUCUCUGAUGGAUUGGAUCAGGGAGGAGACACCUGCGUCCAUGAGAUCCCUUUCCAUUUUGACCUAAUGGGAUUGCUGCCACAGUGCCAGCAGCUCCAGAUGUUCUUCUUCUUGCUUGCCAGAGAGCCAGAGGGUGUCCCUUUCGCCGAGGGGUCCUGUCCCGCCAACGACAUGGUGCUGUGCCUGCUGCACAGCUGCCUGGGGCAGGAGCUGAGUGACCGGGAGAUCCCACUGACCCCCGUUGACCAGGCUGCCUUCUUGAGUGAGGUGCUGCGGCGGACCUGCCACGUUCCAGGUGCCGAGGGGCCACUGCUGGGGGUUCAUGGGAUCCCGAAGGAGCAAGCAGUCGGCAGCACCCAGGCCACAGGAGACUCCACUUUUACUUCCCUGAGUGUAGGUCUUCCUGAAACUCUCAAGCCUCUCAUCUCUGCCCAGCCCCCUCAGUGGCGCUGCUAUGCAAGGCUUGUGAACCCCCAGCAUGUGUUUCUGACUUUUCUCCCAGCUACCUUCUCAGAUGUCCAGCGUCUGGCUGCCUGUGGCCUGGAGGGACACCCUCAAGAGGAGACAAAGCCUAAGUUUGGGGAUUGGAGUGGGGCUCCCAGUCUGAAAGAUCUAGGAGGAACUGGGGUCAAAGCUACAAAGUCCCAAGUCCCUGUCCUCAGUGUGACUCUGGCUAGUGACAAUGCCCAGAAUCAAGGAGAGCUAAGCCCACCCUUCCGUCGAGACUUACAGGCUUACGCGGGGCGUCAGGCUUCCCAGACAGAGAGUGCAGAUGGGCCCCGGACCCGGUGUCCUGUCUACAUCUACAACUGUUCACUGGAAGCGCUGAGGGAACAAAUGGUUGGCAUGCAGCCCCCUCAGGCGCCCCGAGACCUCGUCUUCCGGACUCAGUUCCUCGACCACCCCUCCCCAUCCUCAGCCUGGAUGGAACCCCGGUACAAGGAGGCAGCUAACCACUGUGCCCUGCUGCAGGAGCAUGCACAGCGGUGCUAUGUCCGUGGGCUAUUCCGCAGCUUGCAGCAAGCACAGAGUGUGACCUCCCAGGAUUUGCUGACAGCAGUAGAUGCCUGUGAGGAGCUACUACAAGAAAUAGACAUCACCCCAUUUCUCCUUGCAUUGUGUGGCCACACUUGGGGUUUGCCUCAUGUACCCCCAAGUCCUGGGCCUCUCAGCCCUGGGCCCUUCAGCAGCAGCAUGGAGGAGGGUGCUGAGCCUCGGGAACGAGCUAUCCUAGCUUCUGAAUCCAGCAUAGAGACCGAGGACCUAAGCGAGCCUGAGUUUCAGAGCACCCGUGUCCCUGGCGUUCCAGACCCUGGGCCAGAGAUCUCUCUGACAGAUGUCUGCCAGCUCAGAGGAGAGGCCCAUGGUGCCCUUCAUAACGUCAUCCAGGAGAAGUUCCUAGAGAUCAGUCGUCUCCACUUCCGCACAGUGCCUUCCAAUCCCCACUACUUCUUCUAUUGCCCUCCAUCCAGCAGGCGAGAAGAUGAGGGACCUCGGGACACAGUAGACAGAAAAAUCAGUGACCUGGAGUUUUCAGAGGCUGAGCUUAUGGGAGAAGAAGGUGUGUGGGCAAGAGACACAUCUGCCUGCUGUGUGGUCACUGAGAGUGACCCAGAGCUAGAGGUAGAAUACCGGGAGAGCCGUGAAUCAGACCUGGGGCCUGCUGGGCUAGACUCUGCCUCGCUGUCAGACGUAGACACUGUGAAUCCUGAUGAAGACUCCUUCAGUAUCUUGGGGGGCGACUCACCCACUGGACCUGAGAGCUUCCUUCAUGACCUGCCACCGCUCUUCCUGCACCUCACGUGCUCCGUGCGGCUACGUGGGCAACACAGCUCAGUACCUGUGUGCAGCCUGCCUACCUGCCUGGGCCAGGUGCUUUCCAGUCUGGAGGGCCCCCCAGUUGGAGGCCGAGUUCCCUUGAGGGACCUCAGUGUGACUCUGGAUGUCUUCAUGCUGACUUUGCCCCUGGAAGUGGAGCUCCCCACGGCCUCGGACGCUCAACACCACCGGUCAACAUCUGAAAGCAGUGCUUCAUUCCCACGAUCCCCAGGGCAGCCAUCAUCUUUAAGGUCAGAUGAUGGCCUCGGGCCCCCACUGCCACCCCCAGAAGAAGAGAGGCACCCAGGAUUAUCCAAUUUGGCCACGCCCCACAGACUGGCUAUUGAGACCACCAUGAAUGAGAUCCGCUGGUUGUUGGAAGAUGAGAUGGUAGGGGCACUCCGAAGAGGGGGCAUCCCACAGAGCCCUGCCCUGCACCGUGCAGCUGCCCAUAUCCAUAGCUCUCCUGGACGCUCCACCUGCCUUCGCCAAACUCUGCCACUGAGUUUUGUAUUUGGGCCAGAGCGUUCCCUCACACAAUUCAAGGAGGAGUUCCGCCGCCUCCAUCUCCCUGGCCAUGUUCUUCUUGAAGACCCUGACAGUGGCUUCUUCUUUGUGGCAGCUGGCCAACAGCCAGGUGGGUCCCAUGGGGAGCCUUCUUCAGCGGCCUGGGCUUGGCACAGUCAUGAGGACAGGGCUGAAGGCAUCGAAGGGGAGACCCUGACAGCCAGCCCCCAAGCACCUGGGUCCCCAGAGGAUUCUGAGGGUGUCCCCCUCAUCAGCCUGCCCAGCGUGCCACAGGGAGGGAGUCAGCCUGGGCCCAGCCGGGGACUAAGUCUCAUGUCCAGUCAGGGCAGUGUGGACUCAGACCACCUAGGUUAUGAUGGUGGCAGCAGUGGCUCAGACAGUGAGGGUCCCAAUGACACCCUUGGUGAGAAGGCCCCCUUCACAUUGCGGACUCCACCUGGGCCAGCACCUCCACAGCCUUCACUCUCAGGCCUCCCUGGGCCCUGCCUGCCUGACUUCUGGCUCAUUGUCCGGGUCCUGCAGGACCGUGUGGAAGUGUAUGCACAUGCACGAUUAUCCUUCCUUCCCAGGAGCCUGAUUCGGGAGGAUGGGGGGCCGGGCACUGAGUGUCGCCACCUGCAGCAGCUCCUGGUGAGGCGAGUUGGGGAGAUCUGCAGGGAGGUCAACCAGCGACUGCUUCUUCAAGACCUUCAUGACAGCCACGUGUGUAACUCUCUUCUGGUGGCUGAGAGUGAAGAAGAUCUGUGGCGCAGUGAGACUCCCUUCCACUCCCGUCAGCGGGCACCACUGCCCAGUGAUGAUUAUGCUGCUGAUGAGAGCUGUGCACCCCGAGGGUACCUGGCAGCCACAAUGCAGUUUGUCCCUGGCCAUUUCUCCUGUGACGUUGUGUGGGGAACUGUGAUCCGAGUCCAUUCACGCCUCAAAAUGGGGCCCAGCAUGGGGGUCUCUCGGGCCAUCCAGGCCCUGCGCUCUGUGCUCAAUGCCUUCUCUGUGGUGAACCGGAAAAACAUGUUUGUUUACCAGGAGCGAGCAACGAAAGCUGUGUACUAUCUUCGGUAUGUGGCCCUUGGAAGGCUCCUAGAGACAUCCUGCAGUGACCGGCCAUGGAAAGGGGAUGCGCUGCCCCCUUCCCUCGCUCUGUCCCGAAGCCAAGAGCCCAUCUACUCUGAGGAAGUCUCGGGUCCUCGUUCUCCCUUAGACAUGGCCUCCAGCCGCAGUUCAGAUGCUGCUCGUCCUGUGGGCCAAGUGGACAGACAUAUCCAGCUGCUGGUCCAUGGUGUUGGGCAGGCAGGUCCUGAGAUCACGGAUGAGCUCGUGCGAGUUCUGUGUCGGCGCCUGGAUGAGGCCACGCUGGACGUCAUCACAGUUAUGCUUGUUCGGAACUGCAAGCUGACACCAGCUGAUGUGGAGUUCAUCCAGCCCCCUGGAAGUCUCCCCUCAGAGGUGCUGCAUCUGGCCCUACCCACCUCCUGCAGGCCCUGGCUUCCAGCCCUGGCAUGGUACCUACGGCAGAACUUGCUCAUCUUCCUGCACUCUCCCAAGUACACAGAUAGCAACAGCCGGAACCACUUCCAACAUCCACUCCCACCACAGGGUGGCCUCCCUGACUUGGACAUCUACUUGUAUAACAAGCCUGGUGGACAGGGCACUGGGGGCAAAGGGGUUGCCUGCAUCACUCUAGCCUUUGUGGAUGAAGGAGGGGCCCCCUUGUCACUGGCGUUGUGGCCCCCCUCCUCUCCGGGGCCGCCAGACCCACUGCGAGAGGAGGAAUUUGAGCAACUGACCCAGGUCAUCCGCUGCCCGGUUGUUCUGGACAGUGCUUCAGCUCAGAAUGGGGCCCCACGGCUUCGACUGGAUGUGUGGGAAAAGGGGAACAUCAGUAUUGUGCAGCUGGAGGAGAAACUCCGAGGAGCAGCUCGCCAGGCCCUGGCCGAUGCCAUCAUCGAGCUUCAGCUGCUGCCAGCUUCACUGUGUACAGAGGACACGCCCACAGGAAGUCUCAGGAACGGAUCAUUGGAAACUAAGAGCUCUGCAGGCCGAGCUAGCACCUUUCCCCCUGCCCCUGUCCCUGGGGAGCCUGUGACUCCACCCAGCAAAGCGGGCCGGCGUAGCUUCUGGGAUAUGCUGAGUAAAACAGAAUGUGGGGAUUUGGGUUCCCCCAAAACAACUGACGACAUUGUCCUGGAUCGGCCAGAAGACACUCGGGGCCGGAGGCGUCACAAAACCGAGAGUGUUCGGACUCCUGGUGGAGCUGAGCGGGCACCAGGCUCCGAUUCUGGAGCCCAGAGACAAAGACGCCGGACAACACAGCUAGAAGAGGGUGAGGUGGGGACCCUUCAUCCUGUGUUUGCCCGUGUUGCUCAGCGCUGGAUGGAGUUUAUGGUUCAGAUUGGUUGUGCCUCAGUGUCCAGAAGCUCCGCCCACAUGGUGUCCCGGUUCCUCCUUCCAUCCAUCCUGUCUGAGUUCACCACACUGGUCACCUCAAUGGCUGGAGACACCAGUGUCCGCAUCUUUGAGCAGCAUUUGGGUUCAGAGCCAGAGAUCUUCAGCCCUUGUUCCCCUGGGCAACUGGGCCCCUCUGCCCGCCCUGCAGCUGAGCGGCGUCUGCUGCUUCUGGGAAGGAACUUCUUGCAGUGGAGGAGACCAACACAGCAGGGUGAGGGCAUGGCCGUGGGGGCAGCUGCCAAAGCCAUGCAGCGCUUCGAGCCAGGAGGUGAUGGGAACUCAGGGCGAAAUGCUCCCCGGCAGAGGCUCUUGCUACUAGAGGUGGUGGACAAGAAGCUACAGCUGCUGACCUACAACUGGGCUCCAGACCUGGGGGCAGCAUUGGGCCGAGCGCUGGUUCGCCUGGUGCAGUGGCAGAAUGCACGAGCACAUCUCAUCUUCUGCCUACUCAGCCAGAAGCUUGGACUCUUCCAUCAUUAUGGCCAGUUGGACUUCCCCGUGCGAGAUGAAAAGGAGCCAAACCCAUUCCUGCUGCCGACCAUGGAAGUGGAGACCCUCAUCCGGAGUGCAAGUCCCCCUCUGAGCCGUGAGCAGGGCCGGCUGAGUGGGUCCUCUCGUGGUGGGGGUCCUCUUCCCCUGGACACAUUCCCCUUUGACGAGGCCCUAAGGGAUAUCACGGCUGCCCGCCCCAGCUCCAUACUUGGUCCUGUGCCCAGACCUCCUGAUCCUGUCACCUACCAUGGACAACAGUUCCUAGAGAUCAAGAUGGCAGAGCGCAGAGAGCUGGAGCGUCAGAUGAAGAUGGAAAACCUGUUUGUAACCUGGCAGCAGCGUUCCACCCCAGCCACCAUGCCCAUCAGUGCUGGAGAGCUGGAGACCCUGAAGCAGUCAUCCCGCCUGGUGCAUUACUGUGCAACAGCCAUGCUCUUUGACCCAGCUGCCUGGCUGCAUGGGCCCCCAGAGACCUCUGGACCCCCUGACGGGCAGCGGCGCCAUCGCCCGGAGUCAGGGUCUGGGAGCCGAGAGGCCCCCACAAGCUGUGAAUCCCUGGAUGUGUCGCCCCCGGGAGCCCGUGAGGAGCCUUGGCUGAAGGAGCUGAGCUUGGCUUUCCUGCAGCAAUAUGUGCAGUAUCUGCAGAGCAUAGGUUUUGUGUUGGUGCCACUGCGGCCCCCCUCACCCGCCCGCAGCACCAGCCGGCCACGGGCCAUGGCUGUCCUUGGAACAGAGGGUCGAGGCUCCUUCUCCUGCCCUAAAACCAAGACUGAUGGGAGCCCCAAGAGCACUAGCUCUCCAGUAACCACCUACCACCUGCAGCGGGCACUGCCUGGGGGCAUCAUCCUCAUGGAACUGGCAUUCCAGGGCUGUUACUUCUGUGUCAAACAGUUUGCCCUGGAAUGUUCCCGAAUCCCAAUGGGGCAGGCUGUCAACUCACAGCUGUCCAUGCUGUUCACAGAGGAGUGUGACAAGGUGCGGGACCUGAUGCACGUGCACUCGUUCAGCUAUGACUUCCAUCUGCGCCUCGUGCACCAGCACGUGCUAGGCGCCCACCUGGUGCUGCGGCACGGCUACCACCUCACCACCUUCCUGCGACACUUCCUGGCCCACCACCCUGACGGACCCCACUUCGGCCGCAAUCACAUUUACCAGGGGACAUUGGAGCUCCCCACACCACUCAUUGCUGCCCACCAGCUGUACAACUACGUGGCUGACCAUGCCAGCUCUUACCACAUGAAGCCAUUGCGAAUGGCGCGGCCAGGGGGCCCAGAACACAAUGAGUAUGCCCUGGUGUCGGCAUGGCAUAGCUCUGGCUCCUACCUGGACUCUGAGGGACUUCGCCACCAGGAUGACUUUGAUGUGUCUCUGCUUGUCUGUCACUGUGCUGCACCCUUUGAGGAGCAAGGAGAGGCUGAGCGGCACGUUCUGCGGCUACAGUUCUUCGUGGUGCUCACCAGCCAGCGAGAGCUCUUCCCCAGGCUCACUGCUGACAUGCGCCGCUUCCGGAAGCCACCCAGACUGCCCCCUGAGCCAGAGGCUCCUGGGAGUUCAGCUGGCAGCCCUGGGGAGGCCUCAGGGCUUGUUCUAGUGCCUGGACCAGCUCCUCUGUUCCCACCACUGGCUGCAGAGGUGGGCAUGGCACGAGCACGGCUGGCUCAGCUGGUGCGGCUGGCUGGAGGGCACUGCCGUCGGGACACCCUUUGGAAGCGCCUCUUCUUGCUGGAGCCACCAGGGCCUGAUCGACUGCGGCUCGGGGGGCGCCUGGCCCUGGCAGAGCUGGAGGAACUCCUAGAAGCAGUCCAUGCCAAAUCCAUUGGGGACAUUGACCCCCAGCUGGACUGCUUCCUAUCCAUGACGGUCUCCUGGUACCAGAGCCUGAUCAAAGUUCUCCUAAGCCGCUUCCCCCAGAGCUGUCGCCAUUUCCAAAGCCCAGACUUGGGAACUCAGUACCUGGUUGUGCUGAAUCAGAAGUUCACUGACUGCUUUGUGCUCGUGUUUCUGGACUCCCACUUAGGAAAGACGUCUCUGACAGUGGUUUUCCGAGAGCCCUUCCCAGUACAGCCCCAGGACAGCGAGAGCCCCCCUGCCCAACUGGUCUCCACCUACCACCACCUGGAGUCUGUCAUCAACACAGCCUGUUUCACCCUCUGGACCCGCCUCCUCUGAGGGAGUGGACUGGACCACUGAAUGUCACUGUUCCUUGAAUCAUGGGCCUACAAGAUUGCCUGCCAGAGGCAGGACUGACCAGCCCUUCUGGGCCCCAGGGCAAGCCAGACACUGAGUGACACCAAAGGCUUUGUAACUAUGUCUUGGGGGUCUGCUGCCCCAGCCUGGCAGCAGGAACCGCCCUUCCCAAACACCCACAGCUACUGACCCAUCCAGGAUUCCAGAGGGUCAGGUCAACCCCGAGGACCCCUUGGGCCCUUCUGGGGUACUCCUUUCGGCCCCCCGGUAGAGUCUCGGGAGUUCACACAGGGUGGCAAACACCCCCUAGAGCUCCUCUGCCUGAAUCCUGCCCCCUAGCCUUUGAUCACUGUCAGCCACCUGUAUCCCUUGAGCCCUUGGGUCUUCACUUCCCACUUGGACGUCACUGCUGGACAUUCCCAUCGAGAUGACACCUGGGUUCCAAUCCCAGCUCUGCCUUUGAAGCACUUGUGGCCACCGUCAAGUCCCUUUGCUCUCGGACCCUGGGUUUCUCAUCCUUUAAUGAGAAGGUGGGUUCAGAAGCUCUCCCAUCUUCACAGCAACCCUGGCACUGGCUUCUCAAUGGGAGGGAAGCAGCAGAGAAACUGAAGUGUUAGACACUAUGUGUCCCACCACCCCAUAACAGAGACAUAUGACAAUGUUCA